Tetrapisispora phaffii CBS 4417 is the source of this 1806-nucleotide messenger RNA. It is a transcript of the gene VPS45, whose product is annotated as Vps45p. NCBI's taxonomy places the organism in Eukaryota, Fungi, Ascomycota, Saccharomycetes, Saccharomycetales, Saccharomycetaceae. Gene Ontology annotation, cellular component: Golgi membrane. Gene Ontology annotation, biological process: intracellular protein transport; vesicle-mediated transport. The transcript has a single exon. The record is from RefSeq and is a predicted model, not a curated record. The coding region runs from base 1 to 1806 and encodes 601 amino acids.
AUGAAUUUAUUUGAAGUUGCAAACUAUUAUAUCAACCGGAUCUCUAAAUCUGAAUCUAGAUUAAAGAGUACUCAGAACAAUUUGACCCAAGAUCAUGAUGUUCCAAAACUUAAGGCUUUGCUUUUAGAUAAGAACACUGUUCCUACGAUUUCUGUUUGCACCACUCAAAGCGAACUAUUAUCUAAGGAUAUAUACUUAAUUGAAAGCAUUGAAAACAGGAACAGAAAUACAAUGAGAUAUGUCAAAUGUAUCGUAUAUGUAAAACCUACAGAAGAGACUAUGCAAUUAUUAAUAGAUGAGUUGAUGAAUCCAAAGUAUGCGGAGUACUAUAUUUAUUUCAAUAACUUUGUCUCAAAAUCACAAUUGGAAAGACUAGCACAAGCUGAUAAUUUAGAAGUAGUCGUCAAAGUAGAAGAAAUCUUCCAAGACUACCAAAUAUUCAAUGAUGACUUAUUCUCUCUGGACACGCCAUCCAACAAAUUGUAUUCAAAUCAAACAUUAGUUUGGAAUGAAGCUGGUUUAGAAAAUAUUACAAAUUCAUUAAUAUCUUUACUGUUAUCACUAAAGUUGAAGCCAGAGAUUGUCUUCGAAAAUAAUAGUAAGUUAGCUGCAAAACUAGCAAAAGAAGUGAGUAAUGAAAUCGAUCAAAAUGCGAAGACACUAUUUGAUUUCCCUGCCAGAGAUUCUAAACCACUGCUUGUUAUUCUAGAUCGUAAAAACGAUCCAUUGACACCCCUUUUACAACCUUGGACAUAUCAAUCUAUGAUUAAAGAAUACAUUGGAAUUAAAAGGAAUGUUGUAGAUUUAUCAAAUGUACCAGGAAUUGACAAGGAAUUAGCAAAAGUAACGUUAUCCCCAAGAGAGGAUCCUUUUUAUAAAGAAACCAUGCACUUAAACUUUGGUGAUUUAGGUGAUAAAGUUAAACAAUACGUCUCAGUAUAUAAGGACAAAACAAAAUCUAACAGUCAAAUUGGUAGUUUGGAGGAUAUUAAAAACUUCAUUGAAAAAUACCCAGAAUUUAAAAAACUAUCAGGUAAUGUUGCAAAACAUAUGUCCAUAGUUGGUGAAUUAGAUAGACAAUUGCAAACACAAGACAUUUGGGAAUUAAGUGAAUUGGAACAGAAUAUUGCUGUUCAUGACAACGAUGAGACUGUAACUCGACAGCUUUUCCAAUUAUUAUUGCAGCCCACAGAAAAAUUGAAUAACUAUUAUAAAAUGAAACUAUCAUGCAUCUACAUACUGCGUAGCUGCAUCGGCGAUGCAAACCAACAAAAAUUUAGUAGCUUAAUAAAUAAUCUCCAAAAUUCUGGUUUAUCCAUCGAAGAAAUCAAUUUUGUACAUCAUUUCCAUUUGAUGGCAAACGAUAAAGGUAAGUUGCGUAAGUCUAAUGACUCGAGCAAUGGCAAUUCAGAUAAGAAAGAGAAAGAAGAUCUAUUGAGUGAGCUUGCCAAACGUUUUAAUAGUAGAAUGGGCAGGAAUGAUAAGAAGAGUGGUUCAACGUCCAAUAAUGUAUAUAUGCAGCAUAUUCCAGAAAUUUCUGAAUUUCUGACUCAGUUAUCACAAAAUAGCAUCCAUUCAUCCAAAAAAUAUAGCUUUAUCUCUUCUGAGAAGGAUAAAAAGGCAUCAAACAAUUACCCAAUUCAAGAUGUAGUAAUAUUUAUGGUUGGUGGUGUUACAUUUGAAGAAUCGAGACUAGUUCAUGAAUUUAAUGAAGCUAUGAAAAGCUCAGAAGGUAAUAUAAGAUUGAUAUUAGGUGGUACUGAUAUUUUGUCAACUAAGGAUUAUCUAAAUUCUAUAAACGAUUAA